AUGGCUGACGACGUCGACGCCGAGCGAGACGCCCCGUCGACGUCGUCCGACGACGUCCAGUGCCUCGCCUACAUCGCUCGCGCGCCGUUUCAUCCACAAAAACUCGCCACGGUGCUUCGAGACAACUUUGACCGACUCUCUCUGGGGGAUGAAGACGACGUUUUCGACGCGAACGCGGACGAGUAUCCGCGAGCGCGCGCGGGAAGCCUCGCGCGCGCGUUCGAUGGCGUCGAGCGCGCGACCGGGGUCGUGUGGAUCGCGUCGAGACCGAGGACGUGUGGGCGUUUUCUGUACUCGGGCGACUCGGACGCGAACGCCGACGAAGACGCGUCGAGCGGCGCAGACGAAGCGUCGUCAUCGCGUUCGACGUGCGUCAUCGUCGCGUGCGCGGGGGCGUGGGAUGUAGGCGCGAGAGGGGCGUGCGACUCGGCGCGCGACGCGGACGCGCGAGCGCGCGCGUUCGCGGGCGGCGACCGCCGGCAGCACGUCGUGUUCGAGGGACGCGGCUUUGACGCGGCAAAGAUAAAGACGUGUCUAGACGCGUGUUUGCUCACCGAAGCCGAAGAUUCGGACGAGAUCAAUCGCGCGAGUGAGAUGGAGUAUUACUGCGGAUCGACGUGGCCGUCGGUGAGCGAGGUCAUGGAGGACGCGGGCGUCGCCGUCGUGGACGCCGAACAGAAAUGCAAGGUAUAUUAUCCACAGCAGACCGAAAGAAAGAGGCGAGGACACGAUGAAGAGUCGGCAGCGACAUCGGUGGAAGCGAUGAAAACAACGGAUGACGCGGCGCCGUCUUCAUCUCAGUAUUUUCUCGGUGGCGCUGUCGGAAUUAUCGAACGAGAGGCGUUUCGUCCUUCAGCCGAUUCAGCCGCCACGAAAGUGUUCCCGAACGGCCUUACGGGGCAUUAUUUUCCGGAUAUGCCGUGCUUAGAGUGUGGCUCGCCUUGGUGGUUUGGCGAGGAUUGGGAUUCGAAGUGUUCGAACUGCGGUGCGGACGAUCGUACCUACGGAUCCGACCAACGUCCGAUUCGAUCGCGUCGUCGCACGUACGAGGCUUUCGUCGCUGAGUUACGACGUUUGGCGCUGUAA
Molecule: messenger RNA, 1086 nt
Organism: Ostreococcus tauri
Lineage: Eukaryota; Viridiplantae; Chlorophyta; Mamiellophyceae; Mamiellales; Bathycoccaceae
Product: Cobalamin (vitamin B12) biosynthesis CobW-like,C-terminal
Exons: 1
Coding region: 1-1086 (361 amino acids)
Source: RefSeq, a predicted model, not a curated record